This is a messenger RNA of Saccostrea echinata, 2011 nucleotides long. Its product is annotated as actin-histidine N-methyltransferase-like. Gene Ontology annotation, molecular function: histone H3K36 methyltransferase activity; transcription coactivator activity; protein-L-histidine N-tele-methyltransferase activity. Gene Ontology annotation, biological process: peptidyl-lysine trimethylation; positive regulation of transcription by RNA polymerase II; peptidyl-lysine monomethylation. The transcript has 16 exons. The record is from RefSeq and is a predicted model, not a curated record. NCBI's taxonomy places the organism in Eukaryota, Metazoa, Mollusca, Bivalvia, Ostreida, Ostreidae. The coding region runs from base 66 to 1580 and encodes 504 amino acids.
UGACAAGCAUCAGAGUAAUAAUUUGGUUCUCCCGACUCUGUUUUCUUUAGAACGAGAGGAUCAUCAUGGGUAAAAAGAACAAAAGACAGAAGGAAAGUGGGAAGAGGUCAGCUACCCCAACCGAGGGAAAGGAAUUAUCAAAACAGCAGAAGAAACAGCUAAUGGAACUCGUGACACAGCUAUUACAAACCUGUAUGGUUAUGCCUGAUGGUCCUAAGGAGUAUGAAUAUUAUGUCGAGUUACACAGCAUUGUGGAAAAGAUACGUGCAGUCCAAGAAGGUCUGAGUUGUCCGCCAUUAGACAGAGAGAAAGCUAUCCCAGAAUUCCUUGAAUGGCUGAAGAAACACAAUGUAGACACCAGUGCUGUGGAAAUCACUGGUUUUCCUGACUGUGGGUAUGGACUGCAGGCCACUAAAGACCUCAAUGAGUCUGACCCAUUCCUGACAAUUCCCAGAAAGAUAAUGAUGACCACCGGAACAGCCAAAGAAUCUCUGCUAGGUCCUCUAAUUGAAGAAGAUAAGAUCCUACAAGCCAUGCCUAGUGUUGUACUGGCCCUCCAUGUUCUUUGUGAGAGGCGGCGAGCAGACUCUUUCUGGAAACCGUACAUUGAUGUUCUUCCUAAUGAGUACACGACCCCUCUGUACUUCCUGCCUGAUGAUUUACUUCACCUGAAAGGCUCACCUGCACAGAGUGACUGUAUAAAACAAUUCCGCAACAUAGCCCGCCAGUAUGCCUGCUUUUACCGAGUAUUUCAGACCAGUCAGAAUGCAGACAAGCUUCCAAUUAAAGACUGUUUUACAUUUGAUGACUACAGAUGGGCAGUUUCUACCGUGAUGACAAGACAGAACCAAAUUCCAACACCAGAUGGCGGUAAAAUCACAUUUGCUCUAAUUCCAAUGUGGGACAUGUGCAAUCAUUGUAACGGCACGAUCACUACGGACUACAAUCUGGACAAGGACUGUAGCGAGUGUUUUGCUCUGAGGAAUUUCAAGGCUAAGGAACAGGUAUUUAUCUUUUAUGGAGCAAGAUCGAAUGCGGAACUUUUAAUCCACAAUGGAUUUGUUUAUCCAGAGAAUGAGUUGGAUAGAGUAGCUGUUAGGCUAGGCAUAAGUAAAGGGGAUCCACUUUAUGAACAGAAAAAUGAGCUGUUGAAAAAACUAGGAUUAGCUGUAUUGAGGAAUUUUUACAUCCACUCUGGAAUGAUUCCUGUAGAUCCCCAGCUGAUGGCUUUUCUAAGAGUUUUCUGUAUGUCAGAGGAAAACCUGAAGAAAUUGAAUUCUAAGGAGCUUACAGAAGAGGACGCAGAGAAGAUUGGAGAUAUAGACAUCCCAGUGUCAGCUGAGAAUGAAGAAAAAGUAUGGGCGUUCCUCGAGACACGGACAGCUCUCUUACUACGGGCGUAUGACACUUCAGAGGAGGAGGAUGAGGAGCUACUACAGAAAAAAGAUAUGAAUAUUCAUGAGAGACUAGCUGUGCAAUUACGAUUGUGUGAGAAAAGAAUAUUGAAGGCAGCACAAGUGUAUGCUGGAGACCGGAAAAAAUCUCUGAAGGGAGAUAACUCUGACACAGCAGCAGCAUAGAUCAAAUAAUUCAGCAUUAAACAUGGGGAAAAACUGUAUGAUUUAAACUUUUUAGGAUCAUUUAAUAAAUGAUCAAUUGUAUUUGAUAAGAGUUUGAUACUUUUUUUUUUACAAAGCAUUUUUUUCUGAGCCAUUUAAUUUUCAAGCAUGACAAAAAUUUCACAAGAGUCAGACAAGCAGGGGGAAACUUCUUGUCAAUGAUUAAUUUCUUAGAUAAUGUUAACAGUUUUUUUUUAAUUUGAAAUUUUCUUACAAUGAUGAAUUAGUGUUCAAUAUAGUAGGUCAUGUUUAUAAAUGUUUAUUUAUUACAAUGCAGAGGAAUGCAUUCAAGAGGAGGUAACUCUUACCCAUUCAGGACACAUGUCUUUUUACAUUGAUGUUUAUGUCAGAGAGGAAAUGUUAAUGAUCAAUAAAUUAUUUCAAUCUUUUAA